UUCACCACGCGCGCCAGUCAGUCACUGGGAUGCGCGAGACCCAGCAGCUACGGAGCAUAUAGUGCGGGAGAAAACGAAAGCUUACCAAUAAUUGAAGAUCCUUCCUUUCUUUCUGUCGAAGGAGGAGAAAGCAGAUGCUGCAUGCGAAAUGGAAUUCGAUUUUUGUUCCACAGAACCAAAGACGCAAUGAGAGGGUUUAGGUUCAGGGAUCACUGAACAUUUGGUUCACAUGCAUAUGAGCAGCACAUUAGAGUUUUUUGUUCUGUGAAGAAAAAUAGUUCAUUUUCUCCUGAGGUGCAGGAUUGUACCUAACUUGACAUGGCUCUUUUAGUCCACCUAAAAACGGUCCGGGACCUUCGCGGAAAGGGGGACAGAAUCGCCAAAGUCACAUUUCGAGGUCUGUCGUUCUACACACGUGUUCUGGAGAACUGUGAGGAUGAGGCCAGAUUUGAUGAGACGUUCCGAUGGCCGAUUGCCAGCAGAGUGGAUGAAAACGACAUGCUGGAGGUUCAAGUGUUCAACUACAGCAAAGUUUUCACCAACAGAGUCAUCGGAACCUUCAGGAUGGUUCUACAGAAGGUGGCGGAGGAGGGGCAGCUGGAAGUGACAGACACACUCAUCGAUGACAACAACACUGCCAUACGGACUAGUGUUACCAUAGACAUCAAGUACACGACCAUGGAUGGGACGGUGGGGGUGUGGAGCGACGGGGAAUUCCUGGACGUUCCGGGCGACCCAGAGGGAACGUUCCAGUUUGAGACAGACAGCCUGCUUUCCGGACACAGCCAUGGAUCAGGAUCCGGAGUGUCUCCUGGACGAUCCAUCCACGGAAUUCCCACUUUCAGGAAAGCAGGGAAGGGGGUAUUCUCAGCCAUGAAGCUCGGCAAGACCAAGAGCUCCAAAGACGACCACAAGAAAGAUGAGCCAGCCACCCUGGACAUGGAGUAUCUGGACAGGAAGGCCAUGCGUCUGAGAGGAGUCGGGGGUCUCGACCCAGACUGCAUCUCCCUGGCGUCUGUCACCGCCGUCACCACCAAUGUCUCCAACAAGAGGUCAAAGCCUGAUAUCAAGAUGGAACCUAGUUCUGGGAGGCCUGUGGAUUACCAGAUUAGCAUCACAGUGGUCGAGGCCAGGCAGCUGGUAGGCCUAAACAUGGACCCUGUGGUCUGUGUGGAGAUUGGGGAUGACAAGAAGUACACCUCCAUGAAGGAAUCCACCAACUGCCCCUACUACAAUGAGUAUUUUGUCUUUGACUUCCACGUCCCACCAGAUGUCAUGUUUGACAAGAUCCUCAAGCUCUCAGUGAUCCACUCCAAGAACCUGCUGCGGAGUGGCACCUUGGUUGGCACCUUCAAGCUAGAUGUUGGCACAGUCUACUCCCAGCCUGAGCACCAGUUCUACCACAAGUGGGCCAUGCUGUCUGACCCUGAUGACAUCACGGCGGGGUGCAAAGGUUACAUCAAGUGUGACAUCGCCGUGGUGGGGAAGGGGGACAACAUCAAGACUCCCCACAAAGCCAACGAGACGGAUGAAGACGACAUAGAGGGGAACCUCCUGCUUCCAGAGGGAGUUCCUUUGGAGAGGCAGUGGGCGCGGUUCUACGUGAAGAUCUACCGAGCCGAGGGCCUUCCCAAGAUGAACACCAGCAUCAUGGCCAAUGUGAAGAAGGCCUUCAUUGGAGAGAACAGAGACCUGGUGGACCCAUAUGUACAAGUGCUCUUCGCUGGACAGAAAGGGAAGACGUCAGUCCAGAAGAGCAGUUAUGAGCCCAUCUGGAAAGAGCAGGUUGUCUUCACUGAGAUGUUUCCUCCGCUCUGCAAACGCAUCAAGGUCCAGAUACGAGAUUCCGACAAAGUCAACGAUGUCGCCAUAGGAACGCACUUCAUUGACCUGCGAAAGAUCGCCAACGAUGGUGACAAAGGGUUCCUCCCCACCAUGGGCCCAGCCUGGGUAAACAUGUAUGGCUCAACCCGCCACUACACUCUGAUGGAUGAGCACCAGGACCUGAAUGAGGGGCUGGGGGAAGGUGUGUCCUUCAGGGCCCGCCUCCUCAUCUCUGUUGCCGUGGAGAUCCUGGACACCACUUCCACUGAGAUUGUGAGCUCCACCGAGGUGCAGGUGGAGCCUGUCUCCAACAUCUCAGAGAGUGCCACAGGGAAAAUAGAGGAAUUCUUCCUAUUUGGUUCCUUCCUGGAGGCCACCAUGAUCGACAGGAAGAUCGGCGAUAAGCCAAUCAGCUUCGAGGUCACAAUAGGUAACUACGGCAACCAGAUAGACGGAGUGAGCAAGCCCUCCGCAGCUAAGAAGAAGAAGAAAGAGGGAGGAGGAGAGAGUGAUGAGGAAGAGUCAGAGCUGAUCCAGCAGAACUCCAGUGAGGACGAGGUGGAUGAUGAUGGGGAUCUGGUGUCUGUGUCCUCCACCCCUCCCAUGAAACCUGUCAUCACAGACAGGAACUACUUCCACCUGCCCUACUUUGAGAAGAAGCCAUGUAUCUACAUCAAGAGCUGGUGGCAGGACCAGAGGAGACGACUUUACAACUCCAACAUCAUGGACAAGAUUGCAGACAAAAUGGAGGAGGGUCUGAAUGACGUACAGGAGAUCAUUAAGACAGAGAAGGCCUAUCCAGAACGCCGACUCCGAGGGGUGCUGGAGGAACUCAGCACUGGCUGCAAUCGUUUCGUCACUUUGGCCAACAAGGACCAGAACCAGGCAGGCAGAACUAAACUGGACAAAGAGAGACUCAAGUCCUGCAUGAGAGAGAUGGAGAGCAUGGGGCAGCAGGCCAAGCUGAUUCGCUCCCAGGUGAAGAGGAACACAGUUAGAGACAAACUGAAGAUGGUUCAGAACUUCCUGCACAGGCUCCGUUUCCUUGCCGACGAGCCCCAGCACAGUAUCCCAGAUGUGUUUGUAUGGAUGAUGAGUAACAACAAGCGUAUCGCCUACGCCCGCAUCCCCUCUAAAGACAUCCUCUACUCCAUCGUAGACGAGGAGACAGGCAAGGACUGUGGCAAGGUCAAAGCUGUCUUCCUCAGGCUGCCUGGUAAGAAGGGGUUUGGUCCUGCGGGAUGGACAGUGCAGGCUAAGAUGGAGAUGUACCUGUGGCUGGGCCUCAACAAACAGAGGAAGGACUUCCUGUCUGGCCUGCCCAAUGGCUUUGAAGAGAACAAGGCUCCCAGGACAAGCCCCUGUUUGCAGUCUGUACCCCCCGUCAGUCUGGUCUAUAACAUGAAGCAGGUGUUCCAGCUGAGGGCUCAUAUGUACCAAGCCAGGAGUCUGUUUGCUGCAGACAGCAGUGGCUUGUCAGACCCCUUCGCCAGGGUAUUCUUCUCCACACAUAGCCAGGUCACUGAGGUCCUGAGUGAGACUUUGUGCCCUACGUGGGACCAGCUGCUGGUGUUUGAUGAUGUUGAGCUGUUUGGGGAGGCCGGCGAGCUACGAGAUGACCCACCUAUCAUUGUGGUAGAAGUCUACGACCAGGACACUGUGGGCAAGGCAGAGUUCAUUGGUCGGACGUUUGCUAAGCCCAUCACUAAGAUGUGUGACGAGCACUACUGCCCCCCGAGGUUCCCUCCGCAGCUAGAGUACUACCAGAUCUACCGUGGUAACUCUACCGCCGGUGACCUACUGGCUGCCUUCGAGCUGCUGCAGAUUCCCUAUGACGAUGAGGAGAUCAGGAGGGCUCUGAUUGCUGUCCAUGACUUUGCUGUUCCUCAGAUUAAGAUUGGACAAGGGGGGAGGGCGGAGCUUCCUCCCAUCGAUGGUCUGACAGACUCAGACUGUGGACCCAUCCUCCCUGUACCCAUGGGCAUCCGACCUAUCCUCAGCCGCUACCGCAUAGAGGUUCUGUUCUGGGGCCUGAGGGACCUGAAGAGGGUGAAUUUGGCCCAGGUGGACAGACCCAGGGUGGACAUAGAGUGUGCAGGGAGAGGAGUCCAGUCUGCUCUCAUUCAGAACUACAAGAAGAACCCCAACUUCAGCACCCUGGUCAAGUGGUUCGAGGUGGACCUGCCAGAGAAUGAGCUGCUUCACCCUCCUCUGAACAUCCGGGUGGUGGACUGCAGAGCGUUUGGCCGCUACACCCUGGUGGGUUCCCACGCCGUCACCAGCCUGCGACGCUUCAUCUAUAGCCCCCCAGACAAGACGCACAACAACUGGGCCAGCCCAGCUAGACUGAUGAAUGGCUACAUGGUCGUGACCAACGGGGGGUCCCAAUCUCGCCCCUGCUCCCCUUACUCCCCUUACUCCCGCACCCCACCCCACACCCUCUCUCGCCCUGCAGGUGAUGUCACAGUCAACAUGGAUGCCGACCCCUCAGUUAGGAAGAUGGACACGGUGGUCAAGCUAGACGCUACGUCUGAUGCAGUUGUUAAAGUUGAUGUGAACGAGGAGGAGAAAGAAGAGAAGAAGAAGAAAAAUAAGAAAAAGAAGGGAGAGGUGGAGGAGGAUGAUGAGACAGACGAGAGCAUGCUGGACUGGUGGUCCAAAUAUUUUGCUUCCAUAGAGACACUGAUGGAGAUCCUCAGGGCUCAGGAGGCAGUUCUGGCCGAGGCAGAGGAGAGGGAGGACCAGGAGAUAGCAGCAGAGGGAGCAGAUAUCAAACCUGAUGACCUCCCUGUAAAAGGCUCCAAGUGGAAGGAGAAGAGCCAAGACAAGAGCAGGAACAAGGAGAAGAAGAAGAGUCACCAUGCAGGAGAGGGGACAGAGAAACGCUCCAGCAAACCCAAAGUGGACGAGCUGCUGGUGUACAACAAGGAGUUGGAGGCAGAGUAUGAUAACUUUGAGGACUGGCUCCACACCUUCAACCUGUACAGAGGGAAGGCAGGGGACGACGAUGAAGCAGCACUAGAUGACGACAGGAUCGUGGGCAGGUUCAAGGGCUCCAUGUGCAUGUACAAGUUGCCUCUGUCUGAGGAGAUCACCCGGGAGGUGGGCUUCGACCCUAACAUGGGCAUGUUCCAGAGCAUUCCACACAACGACCCUAUCAACGUGAUGGUGCGCGUCUUCGUCGUCAGGGCCACAGACCUCCACCCUGCUGAUGUCAAUGGGAAAGCGGACCCCUACGUCGUCAUCAAACUGGGCAAGUCAGAACUGAAGGAUAAAGAGAACUACAUCUCCAAACAGCUCAACCCUGUCUUUGGCAAGGCAUUUGACAUCGAGGCUACAUUCCCCAUGGAGUCCAUGUUGACCGUGUCAGUGUACGACUGGGAUCUGGUGGGCACUGAUGACCUCAUCGGGGAGACCAAGAUUGACCUGGAGAACCGCUACUACAGCAAACACAGAGCUACCUGUGGCAUCGCUAACAACUACUCUGUACAUGGUUACAACGUGUGGCGUGACCCCAUGAAGCCAAGCCAGAUCCUGGCCAAGCUGUGUAAGGAGGGCAAGCUGGAUGGACCCCACUACGGCCCCGGGGGCAGGGUCAAGGUCGCCAACCGCAUCUUCAUGGGUGUCACAGAGAUCGAGGAUGAGAAUGGUCUGAAGAAGCAGACAGAUGAGCACCUGGCCCUGACGGUGCUGAAGCACUGGGAGGAGAUCCCCAGGGUGGGCUGUAAACUCAUCCCAGAACACGUCGAGACAAGACCCCUGCUCAACCCUGACCACCCUGGCAUUGAACAGGGGCGGAUUGAGAUGUGGGUAGACAUGUUCCCCAUGGACAUGCCAGCACCUGGACCCGCCAUCGACAUAUCACCACGUAAACCUAAGAAAUAUGAGCUCAGGGUGAUUAUAUGGAAUACUGAUGAAGUAAUUCUGGAGGACGAUGAUUACUUCACAGGGGAAAAGUCCAGUGACAUAUUUGUCAGGGGCUGGCUGAAGGGUCAGCAGGAGGACAAGCAGGACACAGACGUCCACUACCACUCUCUGACGGGCGAGGGGAAUUUCAACUGGCGCUUCGUGUUCCCCUUCGACUACCUGAUGGCUGAGGAGAAGAUCGUCAUCUCCAAAAAGGAGUCCAUGUUCUCCUGGGACGAGACCGAGUACAAGAUCCCUGCACGCCUCACCCUGCAGGUCUGGGACGCUGACCACUUCUCUGCUGAUGACUUCCUAGGUGCGAUAGAGCUGGACCUGAACAGGUUUUCCCGCGGGGCGAAGACAGCCAAGCAGUGUUCUAUAAACAUGGUCCAGAACCAGGCAGAGCUGCCCUGUAUAUCCAUCUUCAAACAGAAGAGAGUCAAGGGCUGGUGGCCAUUCCUGGCCCGCGACGAGAACGACAAGAUGGAACUCACGGGUAAAGUGGAGGCGGAGCUUCAUCUGAUGUCGGCAGAGGAGGCAGAGAAAAGUCCUGUUGGUCUGGGACGCAAUGAGCCUGACCCACUGGAGAAACCAAAUCGCCCGGACACCAGUCUCAUGUGGUUUGUGAACCCUCUGAAGUCCAUCCGCUACUUCAUCUGGCACAACUACCGCUGGCUGAUCCUCAAGGCCCUGGGCCUGCUGCUGCUGCUACUCCUGCUGGGUCUAUUCCUCUACUCCUUCCCUGGCUACCUGGUCAAGAAGAUGCUGGGGGCCUGAGGGUGCUGAGACCUAUCAGGGCCACUGGUAGCCCCCUCUCUAUUCUCCUAUCCUAGCGUCCCCUCUCCUGUCCUCUGUUCCUCCUUUUCUGUCACUUUCUCUUUCUCAUUUACCCUCUCUCUGGUCCUCUCCUGUUCUCUCCUCUGUUCCUCCUUUUUACUGAUCCCAUAUCGCUUCUCUCUCUGUCUAUCCUUUUCCUCCCAUCUCCUGCGGUAUCUGUCACUCAAUGGAUUUUAUCACAUCUUCCUCUCCGCUUUCUACCACCUUCCUUUUCUAUAACCUCUUUCUUCUAUCCUUCAACCUCUUUCAUCUCUUGUCUAUCUUUUCAGGUCCUAUUUUCCGCAUCUCAGGUCUGUCUCUCAAUCUUUGUAUUUUCUCAGAUAUACACAGAUUGUGUCCGGUUCCGUUUCCUCUUUGCAUUGUUUCUCUCGUCUCUCAACCUGUCAAUCAUGAGUCUGCCAUUGUGCCCUACACUGUCAUUACACUGGCGGCUUUAGGUUAAGACUUAUUAUAUGCACUGUCAAACUUUUCCCUGUAAAUGACCAGCAUUAUACUGGCACCAGAGUUGCUAGCGGACUAAACUCCACUCCAUGGUGAAGGAAGUUUAUGAUGAACUUCACCAACAGAGUGGAGCAGAGACCAGGCUUUGUGGAAUAUCUAGCUCCGACUACAUCGAUUCGCCCAAGGUCAAUACUUUAACAAAAAAAAUUAUAAUAAUGAAACGCCUACCUGGUACCUAUGUUUGUCUUCUGUAGUUGUAUGCCUUUCUUUGUUUGCUGAAAUCUGUACUUCUUCAAUAAAUGUUAAUCAAAUACAACCACCGACUUUUUGCUCGUUUCUGUUUCUCAGAUGGCAACUUAGUGUGAAUGCGCAUGUGCCCAUUGAA
Molecule: messenger RNA, 7393 nt
Organism: Coregonus clupeaformis (lake whitefish)
Lineage: Eukaryota; Metazoa; Chordata; Actinopteri; Salmoniformes; Salmonidae
Product: otoferlin
Exons: 46
Coding region: 319-6507 (2062 amino acids)
Biological process (GO): synaptic vesicle priming; plasma membrane organization
Cellular component (GO): synaptic vesicle membrane; presynaptic active zone membrane
Molecular function (GO): AP-2 adaptor complex binding; calcium ion binding
Source: RefSeq, a predicted model, not a curated record